Protopolystoma xenopodis is the source of this 267-nucleotide messenger RNA. The record is from the annotation of a GenBank genome assembly. Lineage: Eukaryota; Metazoa; Platyhelminthes; Monogenea; Polystomatidea; Polystomatidae.
AUGGUCUCCUUGCUUAUUUGUUUCCCGCAUCCUUUCUGUCAAGUCUAUCUGGUUGACAAGUGGCACAGCCUGCUCAGUGUUAUUCGCAAGUCUCCGCCCUCUGAAUUGCCAACAAGAGGGAACUCUGCUGGGACCGAGGCGUUGGAGGCAGGCCAUUUAACUACCCUAUUCAUUCCAGUUGGACCAAGUCUAUACGAGCCCUUGCUUUAUGCUAGCAGCAAUAAUUGUGCAAUUCAACUCAAUCUCCAGCCUCAGGUACAGCAGCAG